Mercenaria mercenaria is the source of this 1684-nucleotide messenger RNA. Its product is annotated as alpha-(1,3)-fucosyltransferase C-like. The record is from RefSeq and is a predicted model, not a curated record. Gene Ontology annotation, cellular component: membrane. Lineage: Eukaryota; Metazoa; Mollusca; Bivalvia; Venerida; Veneridae. The coding region runs from base 297 to 1631 and encodes 444 amino acids. The transcript has 3 exons. Gene Ontology annotation, molecular function: alpha-(1->3)-fucosyltransferase activity.
UUGAAUUUUGAAUACCAAUAUUAAAGAAAAUUGCUUAAAACUUAUAUUCGUAAUACAUAAUAAUUCGUACUUAUCCUAAGGAAAGUUAUAGAUAUAACAAUAGUUUGUAGCAGAAGUAAAAUAAUUGUGUAUAAAGAACAAAUUCGAAACAUUUUUAAAGACAUAAUGUUGAUAAGAGUCUAUGUUAUAUUUAUGGUAGGUGUUGGCAGGAAGAUGGAAGAGAUAUUAAUUAACUCCAAGGAUUGUGUAUACAUUGAAUCUUACUAGAGAAUUACCCGAACAUAUUGUUGCGGAAUAUGUUGGAACGUAACAUUGCUAUAUCUAUCGUGAAGAUGAUAGCUAGAAGAAUACGAAACAGGACAGUGACAUUCUUUCUACAUUUGAUACACGUGUGCAAUAAAUAUUCUUUACAAUCAACAAUAUGGGCGCUGGUACUGAUGGCGUUGGUGGGAACCGUGAUGAUAAGUUCUUCGCUCGAUCGUAGAUCUCAACUUAUUAUGGAACAGAUUCAAAGUGCAGAAUUACAAGACCAGUUCAAAAAGAUCACAACAACCACUAAAAAGCCAAAACCAUUUAACCCCUUUAUCAUCCCUAAAAAGCCCGUACAUGAUAUCUUGAGAGGCAAUGGCAAAACCGAGCCACAACACAAACGAUAUUUAAUCAACUGGUACAACGCUCCACCGUACCUGAAGUUCAGACAAGAUGCGCUGAAUUGUGGAUUUGAAAAAUGUCAAUACAAGAAUUGCAACAUUACUUUUGAACGAAAAGAUAGACCUAAAAGUGACGCUGUUCUUUUUGACGGAAGAUGGGUGUUUGAAAAAGUCGGCUUUGUGCGACCUCCUGGUCAAGUUUGGGUUUUUGCGGCACAUGAAGCCCCGGUGACUUUUGAGGAUCUAGGAGGGUGGUGGAAGAAGCCACAGUGGCGGUAUGGCUUCAACUGGACCAUGACAUAUGAUAAAGACAAUACCGACAUAUAUCUACCUUAUGGGGAAAUACGGAAGUAUCCAAACUACGUUAAUCGGGAUUAUAAAGCAAUUGCAUCAUAUAAGACACAUGGAGCUCUGAUGAUCAAUUCCCAUUGCAACACAUCCUCAUACAGAGAAAUAUAUGUGCAAAAGUUGAGUAAAUAUGUACCCAUAGACAUUCUUGGGAAAUGUGGAAAACCAUGGAAUUGUGGUACACAUUACGUACACGACGAUUGUUUCAAUCUGUUAAACACAACAUACAAGUUUUUUUUAGCUUUUGAAAAUACAUUUUGUAAUCAGUAUUUUUCAGAGAAGGUUUAUGAAAACUUUAAUUAUGACAUCAUUCUUAUCGUAAGGGGCGGAAGUUAUAGAGAAGCGCUCUCUGCCUUUCCAAAAGGUACCCUGAUAACAACAGAUUCAUUUAAGACUAUAGAAGGAUUAGGCAAAUAUCUAGGAAAGUUGUCAUGGUCCAUGAACGAUUACGUGGAAAUGUUAAAACGGAAGAGUCAGUAUUAUUCGCCAGGCUACACGGCAGUGUAUCAACGCGCAAUGUGUGACCUGUGUGAGCGCAUGAACAAUCAAGAAAAAUAUCAUAAAAUUAUACCAGACAUUGUACACUGGGCAUAUCACAAAAACCCAUGUAGAAAUGUUACUGAUCUCAAAUGAUUACUAUCGUUAUAUAAUUUCAUGUGAAUCAUAAAAUAAAUAUUUGUAAAUGG